Spodoptera exigua (beet armyworm) is the source of this 1197-nucleotide messenger RNA. NCBI's taxonomy places the organism in Eukaryota, Metazoa, Arthropoda, Insecta, Lepidoptera, Noctuidae. The record is from the annotation of a GenBank genome assembly.
AUGCUUCGGCAAGAAUGGGUCGACUCGACCAGAGUAAUUCCACGACCUCACAGAAAACCACAGCGUUGUGUUUCGCCAUAUUCAGUAAUAUUGAUCGGUGUUCGGGUCUUGGAAAGAGACACGCCGCAGCCCUAUUCGAGCUCAGCCAGGGUUGCUGGGCAAACGCAACAUGGUACCGUGGCCAGAGCAGAGCUGGUUAGAGCAGGAGAAGAAACGGCGGGAUUUUUAGCCAUGCCAACAUCAGACGUGCAAGGAGUGUUGGGGAAGAAAGCAUCGCUGCCGUGUGACAUCCAACCGUUACACUCGGAUGAUGACGUGGUGAUGGUGCUGUGGUUCAAGGAGUCUGAUGGAGACCAGCCUUUGUACAGCUACGACAUCAGAGGCCGGUCUAUCAAUCAACCGAAGCUCUGGUCUUCUCCCACGGUCUUCGGGAACAGAGCAUUCUUCCGUGGCAGUGCGACUCCCGCGGUCCUCAUGGUGGACAAUGUGAUAGCCAGCGAUGCUGGCGUUUAUAGAUGCAGGGUAGACUUCAAGAAUUCGCCUACUAGGAACCUCAAAGUUAAUUUUACUGUUAUAAUUCCACCAAAUCGUCCAACGAUAUAUGACGCAAAAAGAAGAGACAGAACGAAACUAGUGGAACCUUACAACGAAGGGUCUAACGUCCUGCUCAUAUGUGAAGUAGAAGGAGGUAGACCAAGGCCACGGGUGACGUGGUAUUUAGAAAAUGUGGUGAUAGACGACUCAUUUGAGCAAAGAGCUGACGGUGUGACGGUGAACACGCUGACGUUCCCCAACGUUGGUCGCCAACAUUUGAACUCUAGGCUUGUCUGCCAAGCCUCCAACACCAACCUCGCACAACCUGAAACUAAAGUUCUUAUUUUAGAUAUAAAUUUAAAGCCAAUAACAGUAAACAUACUUACAAAAGAAAAACAAGUAUCAGCUGACAAAAGGUACGAAGUGGAAUGCAAAACGACAGGUUCAAGACCAGAGGCUUACGUCACUUGGUGGAAGAACAAUAGACAGCUGAAGAGAAUGGCGAAAAAUUUUUCCGAGAACAACGAGACGUUGAGCGUGCUCAGCUUAGUUCCCAGCGUUGAGGACGACGGCAAAUAUUUGACGUGCCGAGCUGAAAACAAACAUAUACAGGACUCUGCUAUCGAAGACAAAUGGAGGCUCAAUGUGCACUGUGAGUACUGA